Messenger RNA from Anopheles moucheti, 4734 nucleotides. It is a transcript of the gene Arpc2, whose product is annotated as probable actin-related protein 2/3 complex subunit 2. Gene Ontology annotation, molecular function: actin filament binding; structural constituent of cytoskeleton. NCBI's taxonomy places the organism in Eukaryota, Metazoa, Arthropoda, Insecta, Diptera, Culicidae. The transcript has 7 exons. The record is from RefSeq and is a predicted model, not a curated record. Gene Ontology annotation, biological process: Arp2/3 complex-mediated actin nucleation; actin filament polymerization. Gene Ontology annotation, cellular component: Arp2/3 protein complex; actin cytoskeleton. The coding region runs from base 885 to 1799 and encodes 304 amino acids.
AGGAGUCAACUUUUCUGGGAUCGCAAGAAGCGAAAAUUCCGCAAAAUUCUGCUGUGCUAUCGUGGAGGUUUGGCAGCAGAAAUAAAGAAAAGUCGGAAUAAUAGGUGCACUCUAUUGUUCGCUGUGCGCGCACCCGCUAUCCAUUUAUCCGGUGCCUCGUGUGUUAAUCGGGGUUGGAUGUAACGCGUUCCCGGGGUAGGUUCCCCAGCGUGAUAAUUAAAAGAGCUGUGCCGUUCGGUGAAGAAUCCUCCCGGUAUCGACCAAGGAAAAGGCCGCGUAGGAGUUUACCAAUCGGCGAAAAGGGAGUUCCUCCAAAACGGUGCUAUUUCCUAGCCGGAUAUUGGCUGCAUUGUGUUUCUGCCGCAAGAAGGCGAUUUUUAUCGUAUCUUUCACGCGCUUGUGUAUGUGUCAGUGCAUGUGUGCACAUGUGAAGUUUGUAUGUGUGUGUGUGCGUUGGUUCGGUUGUGCGUGAGUUAAAAAAGUGUAUCGUAAAGGCAGUGUCGAAAGCGGGUCGCACAGUGUCGUCGUCCUCCUAGCUUCCUCCCACGGGGACUACAGUAGCAGCUUCUUGCAACAGCGGCCCAACAUCGGGUUUUCGAGGCAAAGUGAUUUUAUAAUUAAUUUGUUUGUGUAUCGGAAGCGGACGGUGUAAACGACGGCACCCGUUGACGCCGACGAUCGUGAGAUCACGCAAAAGGAGUGGCAAAACAAGCAGCAGAAAACCGCCGAAUUAAGAAGCUCAACUGGACCGCGAAGUGAACCAGAAGUCGUCACACGUUUUGGGCCCAUUUCCGUGUGCACAACAACUCUGCUAGAGGAGAAAAAUAUCCAAGCAAACUUGACGUAACCCGGGCAAAGGCACUUUGCCAGUUGGAUGAGCAAAAAUGAUUCUGCUGGAGAUCAACAACAGGAUUGUGGAGGAAACGCUUACAGUGAAGUUCAAAAAUGCAAUCGCAGGCAACAAGGCGGAAUCCAUCGAUGUGACGGUAGCAGACUUCGACGGAGUACUAUUUCACAUUUCCAACAUAAAUGGUGACAAAACGAAAGUGCGAACGAGCAUAUCGCUAAAGUUCUACAAGCAACUGCAGGAACAUGGUGCCGAUGAGCUGCUAAAGCGCGAAUAUGGCGAUCUGCUAGUUGCGCCCGAAGACGGCUACAACGUGUCGGUGCUGGUCGAUCUGGAAAACAUUCCGGAAAAUUGGGAAGAAACGGUGCGAAAGAUCGGACUGCUGAAGCGAAACUGUUUCGCGUCCGUGUUCGAGAAGUAUUUCGACUUCCAGUCGCAGGGCGAAGGGGAAGGCGAAGGACAAAAACGGGCAGUGAUCAACUAUCGGAAUGAUGAAACUAUGUAUGUUGAAGCCAAACCGGAUCGCGUAACGGUCGUGUUUAGUACGAUAUUCCGUGACGAGGAUGACGUAGUGUUAGGUAAAGUGUUCAUGCAGGAGCUGCGCGAAGGCCGAAGAGCUUCACACACAGCACCACAAGUAUUAUUCUCCCAUCGGGAGCCACCACUGGAGCUGGCCAAUACGGGUGCAAGAGUCGGUGAAAACAUAGGCUACGUUACGUUCGUACUAUUCCCAAGGCACACCGCGAAAGAAACGCGCGAUAAUACGAUCAAUUUAAUUCACAUGUUCCGUGAUUAUUUGCAUUAUCAUAUUAAGUGUUCGAAAGCUUACAUCCACUCCCGAAUGCGUGCAAAGACGUCGGAAUUUUUAAAGGUGCUCAAUCGCGCACGACCGGAGCCAAAAAUUACGGAAAAGAAAACAAUAACCGGUCGAACAUUCAUCAGAAAAGAAUGAUUGUGGAACAUGCCGGACGUCUAGUUGUUAAAUGUGUAAGUAUUCAAACGAACCUAAUAAAAUGGAAAAGUGUAAGGAAAAAUUGAAGGCAAUGGAGAAAAAGAAGGAAAAUAAAAAUUGCAAAUAGUAUGCAAAGGUAAACAUGAAUUCAAGGAUGAAUUUACGCACCUUGAUUCACAUGGUAUUCAAAUUCUAAUGAGAAUGCUGGGAUCAUUUCAAGCUGACACAAAAACGAAAUCUUCAAUAUGAGUAAAAUGAUCCAGAGAUGGUCCCAACGUUCUGACUGGAUCUCGAAAACCACCCUGCAUUAGGUACUACAUCUCCGUUCCGUGAAAAUUCGUAACACAAGAAACCUCUAGUUAUAGUUGUUUCUUAUGACUGUGAGUCAUGGUAGAGAAGAGUCUGUGUCCUCGUACAUGGUAUAAUGGCCAAUGAAUAGUAAUUGCAUAAAACCUUGAAAGGUGCAAAGCAUAACAUCAACCACUGUAGCUGUUUGAGGUAAAGCAGGAGUCCGCACCAUGCCAAUACACAUUUGAUAGCAAAAAGAAAAAAAAAAUAGUCGAAAAUAUACUCUAUCGAAACGUACAGAGACGCAAACAUAUACACAGUCAGUAGCAUUCAUUCUUAAUCGUCGCUGCCAAUGGAAACAAAUAAAAGUGUAUAAAAAUUAGAAGUCACUGACGUUUAGCCGUGGUCAAAAACGGGAAAUGAAGCAAAAUUUAUGACAUUAAAAAAGGAGAAAAGGAAACAACACUAACAAGGCUUUCAAAAACAAAAAAGAGGGAAGGAGAAAAGGUGAGCUACUAGUAAGGCGGUAAGAAAUGUACUACUAAGCUAAAUAUAACUAAUUUUAUAAAAGAAGAAAUACCGUAGGAAACUGAGAAGAGCCCAGCCCAGCAUAACGCGAUAUAUGAAGGAACAAACAGGUUCUAGCUGGCAUUUGUAUUAGUGUGUUAUUCCCGGCUAAUGGAUCACCGUUUGGCUCUGUCGUGUGUGUUCACGCCUGUAGGUGUGCAAGUAAUAUGUUUUUUUAAAUUAACGGUCAAUCGACGAGAUCUUGGAGAUUUGCAAACUUUCAGGCGCUGUGCAUCCAAGACAUUCCUGGGGAUGAUCGCGAGCGCGGGGGUUUAAUGCAGUUAUGCCAACGCAUUUAUUAACAGCAAUGCACGCUCCUAAUGCACCUUUACACAAUAGGUCACAUUUAGGGUUUAAAAUUCAUGCGUACGAUUGUUAGUGCUGUGAAGGGUCGGAAAAGUAUCCCUCGAAACAGUGCUCGCAAAACAAACGCAAACAAAAAUCGCACAAACGAAGAUCAAAACGUUAACCAUGCUUGGGGUUAGGUUCCGUUGUGUGAAUGAAUGCAGUAAACACAUAACACUAAUCAAUUCACUAAUCAAUUGCGUAACGAGAUCAAAAGAAGAUAGCUGUUACAUGCCGGUACACGGCAGAAGGAGAGGAAAGAGAUCGUUUGUUACAAAACCGUACCAUCUUUGAAUGCUAAGAAUGAGGAGAACGAACAAAGUCGUUUAAAAUGAAAAGAAAAUCUAGCAUAUUAUAAGUAUUUCACCCAUCUGGGUAUGCGGUGAGCUAAACCGAAGUAAGUGACUUCGGGAGAGGAAAGUGAAGCGGAAUGAAUGCAAUACUAAUUAAUGAACGAGUUGUGGUAUGCAAGCGCUGUUGUAAAGCAAACUCUGGUGUACUAGAAAUUGAGGGAGUGUGUGUGUCUGUGUGGACAUAGAUUGUUUUCCUCGUAAAAUUUUACCAAACUACACAAGAAACGUUGUUUACUAUUAACUACUACUGCUAAUAUUAUUAUUAUUAUUAGUAGCCUUUAGUGCGACACAAAGCAAAAAGCGCCAGGAACAACAAACAUGACUAAACACAGGUGGCAGAACGGAGAAUAAAUAGUAGGAAAGAGCGAGUUAUGAAACUACGAGUUAGUUAAGCAAUGGAUCCUCAUUUAAAGGUAGUGUUCGUUCUCUGGUGAGAGAUUCAGGGUGGAUUGGAAUGCCCAUUUUGACCGAGUGCUACCUUAUUACCCUCCUCCUUCACGGGAUCGAGCUUUUGACGAUCGGGUGACCGGGUCGAUCGUAUUCUUCCAGUUGUUUGUAGUGUUGUAGAGAGAAACAAUGGGUGCGUGUAAUUGCGGUUUAGCAACCGACGGUAUCAUACCGGGCGAACAUAACUAAGAGUGAAAGCUGAUGUGCAUUUAUUAAUUCCGGACAAGCAGCAAACAACUAAAAUCUAUUCUUUCCUUUUCAUCAUUCCGGUUUCUGAUAUGUAAUAGAAUGCAAACGAUCGCAAAAGAGACGAGCCCUUUUAAAGGGCGAGCUAUGGGCGAUCCUCCUGUGCGUGUACGUGUGCUCACAUGGCGCCAAAUGCAUGAACCACGUGCAGCAAAUGUGUAAAGACCGGUAAAAUCCUUCAUUGUAAAAUAGCUUUCCUUUAUAGCUAGCUAGCGAGAAAGAACGCGAUUAUAAAUUGAUUACAGUAGUGUUCGGACACAUGUUUCUUCCGUUUCUGUUUGGUACAGUACGCGCGAAAACGUUCUUCAAAUUCUUAAUAAAAGUUGGAGAAAGAAAGGAUAUGAUCGUGACAAGGAAUCGUGUAUGUGGAUUGUGGGUGGUGGCGGUCGAUGAGCAAACGCACCCUUCAUGUCACCGUGACAAACAAACUCGUUAAUACGCGACGCACCGCAUCUGCGCCAAUCUGUUGGUAAGCUCAAACCAAUGCUUAGGAAAAAAGGAACUGUUUUAAUAUCCAGGUGGAUUACUCGAUGAAGUCCCCAGUAGCAUAUGUGUUCCCCGAACCGUCGGAGUGGAACCGAGUCACGACAGGUUAAUGUUAGGAGAAGGAAGAAUUAAAAUUAAAAAAGCGACAAAACACAGAGCUCCAAAAAUGCAUUGAAAAAAAAAACUGGCAACAAUCUUCAAUA